AGAAAUACAAAUUAUUUUAUUUUCGUUUAAAAUAAAUCUCUUAAAAUGACUAUUGGGAAGAAUAACAAAAUGAUUCAGCAUCUGAACUACCGGGUGCGAAUCGUUCUGCAAGACUCACGUACAUUCAUCGGAACUUUCAAAGCAUUUGAUAAGCACAUGAACUUAAUAUUGGGCGACUGCGAAGAGUUUCGCAAGAUAAGAUCUAAGAAUUCGAAAGUGCCCGAACGAGAGGAAAAACGUGUCCUAGGCUUUGUUUUGCUGCGUGGUGAAAACAUAGUUUCUCUUACAGUGGAAGGACCUCCACCUCCAGAGGAAGGACUUCCCCGAGUACCAAUACCAGGAGCUGCAUCAGGGCCAGGCAUUGGUCGUAUAGCCGGCAGAGGCGUACCCUUGAACAUGUCAGCUGUACCAGCAGGAUUACAAGGUCCAGUGAGAGGCAUAGGCGGGCCAGCUCAACAACAUAUGGCUCCGAUGGGCAGGGGCGUGCCUCGAGCUCCCAUGAUGGGAGCACCCCCACCAGGAUUAAUUCCUGGUGGUAUUCCUUCAUUACCUGGGAAUCUUGGACGUGGAGCUCCACCACCAAUGAGAGGCCCCCCUCCUAGUAUAAUGCGUGGAGCACCUCCUGCGGGUAGAGGUGGCUUUUAAAAUUAAUAUAUCCGAAUGAUCAAUAAAAAUUCUAUAAAGAAUUUUACAAAUACCUGA
Drosophila persimilis is the source of this 702-nucleotide messenger RNA. It is a transcript of the gene SmB, whose product is annotated as small nuclear ribonucleoprotein-associated protein B. The transcript has 2 exons. Gene Ontology annotation, biological process: mRNA splicing, via spliceosome. Gene Ontology annotation, molecular function: RNA binding. Gene Ontology annotation, cellular component: U4 snRNP; U1 snRNP; cytoplasm. Lineage: Eukaryota; Metazoa; Arthropoda; Insecta; Diptera; Drosophilidae. The record is from RefSeq and is a predicted model, not a curated record. The coding region runs from base 46 to 645 and encodes 199 amino acids.